Pecten maximus is the source of this 1706-nucleotide messenger RNA. RefSeq lists its product as uncharacterized. NCBI's taxonomy places the organism in Eukaryota, Metazoa, Mollusca, Bivalvia, Pectinida, Pectinidae. The transcript has 10 exons. The record is from RefSeq and is a predicted model, not a curated record. The coding region runs from base 1306 to 1692 and encodes 128 amino acids.
GGGCGAACCAGUCGUCCCACUCCUAAUAUGCUGAGCGCCAAGCAGGAGUAGCAACUACCAUUUUAAAGACUCUCAGGGGUGAACGCUCAACUAAACGCCAUAAGUGAGGCAUUGUCAACGGAGACAUGAGUAAGAAGAAAGUUGGAAAGAAAGAAGAGAAAAGAUAAGAUCCAAAAUUUAGUCGCCUCUUACGAUCAUGCAAUGGGGCAGUAGGUACAAUUCUUACGCCCUACCUGCAGGGCAGAAGGAAAGAGCGAAAGAAGGAGAGUAAAGAGGCAGGGAAAGAGCAUAAGCAUGAGAGGACCGAGAACAGCGACAGGCAAUCUAGCGAGGGAUGGAACGACCACGAAGAAAGCGCGGACGAGUGGAAGCCGUCGAAGGAGGAACGACAGAAGUACGUACAGGAGCGGCGGGAGGAGGAAGUGGAGAGUGAGGAAUCAGAACCCGAGAUGAAUUGUAUGUAAAACUGUUAAAUUUACCUUUCAGUCAUUCUUAUAACAGAAGCAAAUGUUCAUUUUAUCAAUUUUCCAUUUUUGUAUUAAUCAAAUAUAUGAUGCAGUACUUAUUUCUUGUAGGGUUUAAUGAGUGGAACGAAGAAGACGGUCAGAUGGAGGUCCAGGUCAUCAGAGAUCGUCCGGCAGAGGGCGAGCGGGUAAGACAGUGUGAUAGUUUGUAGUGGCUCGGAAUAGAUGUUCUUCUGCAAAGUAGAACGCGUACACAAACAAUAACAUGACGGUUGAUAUAGAUUAUUAUUUUUUUUUCCAGCAAAGGCCCAAGUGCGAGUGCCCGAUGCCGGACUGCGACAAGGUGUUGGAGAAUAUUCCCCGGCACCUUCGUCAGUUCCACAAGAUGACCGCGGUCGAGGCAGCCAACCAGGUAUCCCUCCAGGGGUACCUGAGGACUGGAAGGUUGACAACAAAGCUAUCUUGUGCAGCUCCUCGAACACGAGACUGGAUCUCCAUCUGACAAGGAUCCAUCAGUGACCUUUAUUUUUAACAUCAUUUGUAGUCGACACAGCCGAAACCGGAUCACCGGUCGACGACAGUCAACCAGCACUGCAGCGGCUCACGAGAACGGGAUCCGGACCAUGCUUCCGCAGGGCCUUUCCAAAGCCACCGUCCCUGGCCUGAAGGACAUAGGCGAGGACGGUGGCUUAAUCGAUAACCUGCUCUUAAGUCUGAAGCCAGAGACAGUAAAGAUCUACCUCUGUUCUUUGGGGAAAUUCGUAGAGUUUCUAUCCGUAUCCUUCGACUGGCAGCGCCAGGACCGUUUUACGUAACUUACGGUGUGUCGGAGUGAAAUGCAAUGAUCUUCGAACAUAAGGAAGCUCGGUCGGGGAAGGAAUGCCCGUUGCUGAUAAAGACGUCCUUCGCGGUAGACCUCAAGGCAUACGUGACCAAGGAGGGCUUUGGUCGGGGGUCGAAGCUGGUCUCUACCACCGACCCUGCCCUGCAGACCAUGUCAAAAUGUGUCAAGCACAUGGCCCAUAACCCACGGACUGCGGACAGGUACUAUGACCGCUCUCGGCAGGAGGACGCCAGAGUCGAUGUCUGGAGCAAAAUCAACAGUAUCUAUCAGGAUGGCAAUCAGCCAGCUCCAGACAUCGGUCCGCAGUCCCCUGCUUGUCCAGCACCCUCUGAUAACGACAGCGACGUGAUCGGCCCUUCACCAGUAAAGAAGCCCAGGAGGUAGAUCCUCACCCCAGG